ACAGAACAACUACAAAGCUUGAAAGUUGGAAGAAUACAAAAAAAAACCCUUUAAAGCGAAUAUUAAUAAUUGUCAUACCGCUCUGCUCCGCUACCACCCAUUACCCACCCCACCUCACUUAAACUGCCUCUACAUCUUUUUCGUUAUCUCAUGAAUGUAUUGCACAUGGCAAAUGAACAGAGAAACAGAUUCUCUUUUUCCGUCACCAUCAUCGUCAUCGUCACGUUCGUUCGUUCGUUGGUUUAGUUGAUGUUGAUUCACUUUAGUACGCCGCAGGGGGCAGAGCACAGAGCAUAGAAAGUCGUAGUCACGUCGUCCAAGCCCAAGGAACGUCCACAUUUUCUACGAACAAGAACGACACCAACAACCAACCAACAACACCAUAUAUAUACACACCACAAAACCUCCUCUAAAGCUAAACCAAAACCAAAAGCAAAAACCAUUUGGAUUGGGAGAGUGAGACAAUUUUAUUUCGACAAGUAGUCUACUCUGCCGUCUCCCUACUUAUUGAUCUCCGAUUCACUUGGUAGUGAAAAGAAAAAUUGUGUGUCGAUAAUUCGUUCGGAAAAUUUUUUUAAUGAAAAUCCUAAACUGCUAACCCGAGUGUGGAGGUGUAGCGCUGAUCAUAAUAAUUUAAAAAUAAAAAUAAAUUAUUAUAUAUUUUGCCUUAAUAUAAAUUAAAAAAAAAAAAGAAACAAAAAACAAUUAAAAUUAAAAAAGUGAACAGACAAAUAAUAUUAAAAUAAUAUACAACAAAAAUGGCAUUUGCUGGAUUAAAAAAGAAGAUAAACAAAGCCAACCAGUAUGUAACAGAGAAAAUGGGUGGUGCUGAAGGCACCAAACUAGACAUGGACUUCAUGGAGAUGGAAAGGAAGACUGACGUCACAGUGGAACUCGUCGAGGAGCUGCAACUAAGGACGAAGGAGUUUCUGCAGCCAAAUCCCACAGCUCGAGCAAAGAUGGCUGCAGUCAAAGGUAUUUCAAAGCUCUCCGGUCAGGCCAAGAGUAAUACUUAUCCACAGCCUGAGGGCAUUUUGGCCGAUUGCAUGCUCACCUAUGGCAAGAAGCUAGGCGAAGAUGGUAUCUUUGCAUGUGCUUUGAUUGAAUUUGGUGAGUCUUUAAAACAAAUGGCCGAUGUUAAAUACUCCCUCGAUGACAAUAUCAAGCAGAAUUUCCUCGAGCCACUGCACCAUUUACAAACUAAAGACUUGAAAGAGGUAAUGUACCAUCGAAAGAAACUACAAGGUCGAAGGUUAGACUUCGAUUGCAAGCGUCGCCAAAAAGCCAAGGACGACGAAGUCCGAGGCGCCGAAGAGAAAUUCGAAGAAUCCCUACAGGCAGCUCAGAUGGGAAUGUUCAAUUUACUCGAUAACGAUACCGAGCCAGUGUCUCAAUUAGUGGUCUUCUGCGAGGCUCUGUACGAUUACCAUUCGCAGUGCGCUGACAUGCUCAAAAUUUUACAAGAAACACUGCAACAGAAACGCGAAGAGGCAGAAAAUCGUCCAAAGGUUGAAUUUGUUCCCAAGUCCCUGAACGAUCUUAACCUAGACUCACACGACGACAAGCCAAUGCAUCUAGAAGUCGAAGGCGAACCAUGGGAAGGUGGCCGACAACCAUCGCCACUAUCAUCGCCAGUCAAGUCGCCCGCAAGGACACCAACUAUCAAUAAGCCGCCAUCCUGUCAGGCACUAUACGACUUCGAACCAGAGAAUCCAGGCGAGUUGGGCUUCAAGGAGAACGAUAUUAUAACUCUAUUGCAGCGUGUCGACGAGAACUGGUACGAGGGCACAGUCAAUGGCCGCACCGGCUACUUUCCACAGUCUUACGUUCAAAUUGUUGUCCCACUUCCAAAUACAAAUUAAAUCAAUAAAAAACAACAACUCUAACUCCAACUCUCAGCCUGUCUCCAAGUCUCCAAACAAAACAAAAAAAAAAAACAAACACACUCUCUAAAUCUCUAGCAUACAGGUGUUGCUUGAUCCAAUGUUACAAAUUAUAAUAAUUAUUACUUUACAAUUACGAUGCUUAAAAUGUAUUGAUAUACCUACCUGAAACAAUAUUAAUGUUUAAUGUUAAUGUUUUAACCAUUUGAUUCGUGCGAAUUUUUGAACAAAAAAGAAAAACAAAAAUUAAAUAUAACUAAAUACAUAAUUAUUAUUAAAAAAAAAAAAUACAAAAAAAAACAACAAAAAAAAAAGAAUAUAAUAAUUGUACUUGUCUCUCAGAAUUAAUAUAAAUUAUAUGAUUAAUUUUUAUUGAUUUAUUUUUUAAUCGUUGUUCUGUUGUUUUUUGGGUUGAGGAUGGCAUAGCCGCCUCUUGCCUUCUCUCUAAUUAAAAAUUAUAAAUUUAAUAAUAAAUAAUAAUUAUUAAUUAUGUUCUCGUGUCAUUUGUGAAAGACAGUAUUGUAAACGGAAUUAUUGUGCAUAUACUAAAUUAUAAUACAAAUAAAAGUAAAAAUAAUAAAUUUAAAAUUUAAAACAAAGCAAAACAAAAAUUGAAACAAUAAGGAAAAUUAUACAAUAAAUAAAAUAUAAUAAAUUAAAAAAAA
Molecule: messenger RNA, 2548 nt
Organism: Eupeodes corollae
Lineage: Eukaryota; Metazoa; Arthropoda; Insecta; Diptera; Syrphidae
Gene: EndoA
Product: endophilin-A
Exons: 1
Coding region: 759-1862 (367 amino acids)
Biological process (GO): synaptic vesicle uncoating
Cellular component (GO): presynapse; cytoplasm; glutamatergic synapse
Molecular function (GO): protein binding
Source: RefSeq, a predicted model, not a curated record